AUGGCUGCAGAGGGCAGACUCCUGGCACUGGGCCUCAUCUUUAGCCAGCACCCCUCCUUAGCCUGCCCCUCCAGAGCCAGGAAGCCCUACAACUACCAAGAGACUCUAGUCCACCUGGAAACCAUGUUGAAGGAGACCUUCCUGCCUGGAGUCAAGGAGGCGGAAAAGAAUCGUGCUCCCGGCCUCUGUCAGAGCGCUCGGCCCCGGCCCAUCCCCCGCGCGUCUCCCGGGCUGCGGGGCGCUGGGGACUGCCGGCUGGGAGCAUCUCUCCCGGACCCCCAUCCCCCCCACACCCGGGCUGCCCCCUCCCGCCAGGCCCCACCGGACCCGGCGCUGUCUUCUUUUCCCAGUCACCCACUGUAGCCUCGGGCGGAGAUCGGUGCCCCGGAGCGCAAAGCCUGACGUGCUCCCCCAAUCGCUCCCUCCCUACCCUCCCCACUUCCCACCGCCCAGUCCCCGGCGGCGAUGAGACAGAGCGGCGUCCAGCCCCUGUUGAUCAACAUGUACCUGCCAGAUCCCGUCGGAGAGGGUCUUCUUUUCAAGGAAGGGAAGAGCCCAGGUUGGGGGUCUCUGAGCCCCGCGGUGCAAGAAAGGCAGCGGGCAGAUCCAGCGUGGCAGUAGUUUCUGCUGGAGCUGCUGGCCGACCCGAACGCCGGCUGCAUCGCGUGGGAGGGGGGCCACGGCGAGUUCAGGCUCACCGAACCCGGACGAGGGGUGGCGCGGCGGGGCGAGCUCAAGAGCAAGCCCAACAUGAACUACGAGCUGAGCCGCGCGCUGCGCUACUACUACGAAAAAAAAAUCAUGAGCAAGGUGCACGGCAAGCGCUACGCCUACCGCUUCGACUUCCAGGGCCUGGCACAGGCCUGUCAGCCGCCCCGCACGCGCACGCCCAUGCCGCGGCCGCGGGCCGCCGCCGCCGCCGCUGCCCAGGACGGCGCGCUCUACAAGCUGCCCGCCGGCCUCGCCCCGCUGCUUCCCGGCCUCUCCAAACUCAACCUCAUGGCCGCCUCGGCCGGCGUCGCGCCCGCCGGCUUCUCCAACUGGCCCGGCCCGGGCCCCGCCGCCACCGCUGCCGCCACAGCCGCACUUCUACCCCAGCCCGGGUUUGCAGCCCCCCGCCCGGGCCCUUCGGCGCUGUGGCCGCCGCCCUCGCACUUGGGGGGCCAUUACCACUAG
This is a messenger RNA of Choloepus didactylus (southern two-toed sloth), 1176 nucleotides long. RefSeq names its product FEV transcription factor, ETS family member (gene FEV). The record is from RefSeq and is a predicted model, not a curated record. Lineage: Eukaryota; Metazoa; Chordata; Mammalia; Pilosa; Megalonychidae. Gene Ontology annotation, biological process: regulation of transcription by RNA polymerase II; cell differentiation. Gene Ontology annotation, molecular function: DNA-binding transcription factor activity, RNA polymerase II-specific; sequence-specific DNA binding. Gene Ontology annotation, cellular component: nucleus.